Leptosomus discolor (cuckoo roller) is the source of this 742-nucleotide messenger RNA. Lineage: Eukaryota; Metazoa; Chordata; Aves; Leptosomiformes; Leptosomidae. The record is from RefSeq and is a predicted model, not a curated record.
GCGACAGCAGAGACUUCCCGGUGGGAACAAGUCUCAACAGCACACAGAUCAUCAGCAAGGUGGCACCAAACACAACAGGGACCACCAGAAACUCUACCAAGGAGGCCAGGCCCCUCACUCCUCAGGCAGGACGGGCCACCAUGGCUACAGCCAGAACCGGCGAUGGCACCACAACCAGAAGCACUCGCCCAACGACAAAGAAACUCACAGAAAUGCCAAAGAGACUGAGAAUUUGAAAAUUGAGGACAGCUCCAUCUGUACGGUGCAUAUUCCUGUGGAGACGCACCGGAGCCCGGAGGCUGUGGAGAAGCAGUCUCAGCAGUACAUCCAGGAGUCGGAGACCAAACGGAAAGACAGUAUUCACGAGCGCAUUGGGGAAAGACCCAAGAUCAAUUUGCUUCAGUCUUCCAAAGACAGGCUGCGGAGGAGACUAAAAGAAAAGGACGAAGUCACGGUGGAAACCACCAAUCCUGAAAAGAACAAAAUGGACAAAUUAAUUGAAAUCCUCAACAGCAUGAGGAACAACAGUAGCGACGUUGACGCCAAGCUCACCACCUUCAUGGAGGAGGCCCAGAACUCUACCAACUCUGAGGAGAUGCUGGGGGAGAUAGUCAAGACCAUCUACCAGAAAGCAGUGACGGACCGCAGCUUUGCUUCCACGGCAGCCAAGCUCUGUGACAAAAUGGCCCUCUUCAUGGUGGAAGGAACCAAAUUCCGGAGCCUGCUCCUCAACAUGUUGCAG